AUGUGGGAGGUACGUGAUUUGAAAUUCAUAAGCUUUUCCUUAGAACUUUUUUUACUUCUUGGAUUAUGCUUUUCGCUGCGAAACCAAGGAAACCGCUAAGCCUCUUCUAAAUUCUUAGUCAGAGGAGACGAAUGCAUAACCUAGCUCCCCUCCCCUCUUGAAUUAUUUUAUCAUUCGUGCAAACGUUUUGCUCGUUUCCACAAACUAGUUUCCUGUGUCAGGCGUAAUAAAAUUUCGGCAUUUUCCAGUUGUCAGGCCAAGAAGAACUUAGAAAUUUGUACACCUUAAUUGACGACAUUAGACGUUUUGAGAAAGCAAAAUGUACUGAUUAUCACCCCUCUUAUAACACUCUAGAUAUUUAUCGAGGGUCGCCUUGGCUACUUCAUUGAUGGAGCUGCAAAUCCGAAAAACUGGAUGAAGUUCGUUGAUUGCGCCUACCAUCCAGCGGAGCAAAACUUGCAAUUAAUACAGCAAGAACAGUUUUUGUAUUACGAGGCCAUAAGUCUGAUUACGGAGGGGGAGGAACUGAAAGUGUGGUACGGUGAAGGAUAUCGCAUGUUCAUGGGGAUACCUUUAGGAAUAAAGAGUGGAUCAGAUUGUGAGUGAAGCAUUAGGCGUCGUAAAACUAAAACUAAUGCAAUAAUAGCCAAUCAAAACAACGGAAGAUAUUAGAAAGAGCCAAUGAGAAUUCAAACCAAAAACAGGCAAACUCUUGAUUAGAGUGGUGCGAGUUUUUCUUUACCGAUCACAUGAUGACGUACGACAAAAACAAAGCAAUUCAGGGUUACUUUAAAUACCUUGUAUCGAAUUGCUCGAUCAAGGGACGCGUUGACACCCUUCUGGUGGUGCUAUUAGAUUGCUUCUUUUUAAAGCUUCAAUAGCGCCAACUUAAUACAGAUAUUUGGGAUACCCUUAGUAAUAGACAGGAAUGAAAGUUCACUCGCUACUACGAUAGAUGGAUAUUCGAAUCUCUAUGGGGCAACCCGUGGGAAUAGCAUACUUGAAUAGCAUGAUAUUUGCUAAUUCGAUAGUUUGAUCUGAUAGCUGGAGAGUGAUAUCCCUCGGUGUUCAAAAGCAAACAAAUUUGGGAAAGCCUCGAACGUUCAUGGGGAUAUGUCGAACCCUCUUGGAAAUUCGUUCGGCUCCAGAUACAAAAUAGAUAAACAAAGAACAUUAAAGUGACUUGAUGCAGCGCGCUAGGCAAAGCUCAAUAAGUUCAAAGAAUGAUAUCUCUUUCCGAUCAAGAUUGGAGCUUCUGAAAACUGAAAACGGUCAAAGUUAUUUCAAUAAAACAUUUUUCUUUUUAUCGUGGGGCAACUAAAAAUCCAUAAAAUGCAAUAAUGAUAGAUAAAAAUGGAUUGUCUAGUCAGCAAAUUCUUCAUUGCAGAUGGUUCAAGUUACCCCUGCCAUUGUUGCGGAAAAGUUUUCUCUUACAAAUACUACCGCGAUCGCCAUCUUAAAUACACAAGCUGCGUUGACUUGGGUGACCGGAAGUUCCCCUGCAACCUGUGCAACCGCUCCUUUGAGAAACGCGACCGUCUCCGCAUCCACAUACUCCACGUUCACGAGAAACACCGUCCACACCAGUGUGCACAAUGCGGCAAAAGAUUCUCCCAGUCUUCAAGCCUCAACAAACACACACGAGUUCACAGCGGCGAAAGACCCUACAAGUGUCCCUAUUGUGCCAAAGCCUUCACUGCUUCCUCCAUACUGCGCACGCACAUCCGUCAACACAGCGGAGAGAAACCCUUCAAGUGCAAAUAUUGUGGGCGUGCAUUUGCAUCACAUGCAGCGCAUGACAGUCACGUGCGGCGAAAUCAUCAAGCUGAUUGUAGCGAUAGGAAUAAGGCUCUUGAGUUCUCUCGCCUAUUGUAA
Pocillopora meandrina is the source of this 1875-nucleotide messenger RNA. The record is from the annotation of a GenBank genome assembly. Lineage: Eukaryota; Metazoa; Cnidaria; Anthozoa; Scleractinia; Pocilloporidae.